UGAUAAACAGUUAGUCACUUUCCAUUUCGAAUGUGAUUAUGGUGGGCAAUCGAGUCAGUAAGCAGUCCCCAUAUACGCCAUCGAGACAAAAAAUCAAUCCCUAUGCCAGGCAUGCACUUAAGAAGAAAGCAGGAGAGCCCGUUGAAUCUGAGAGUCUUGGUUCGCCCACUCGUAGCUCAGUGCACAAAUUGUUUGGUGCCAACAGUCCCGCUGCUUGCAUAUUUAAAACUCCAGUAAAAACUGAUAGUCGAGUUAAAGUUGCGCACUCGAGUCUUACGCCUUCCCGUAUCGAGUCGGUGAAGAAAAGCCCAGCUGCGCUUGGAUUCAUAAGCAAUGACAGAGGAUCAGUGCGAUCUAAUUUAUUUGGCAACUGUGGAUCCAAAUUUAGUAGUAAGGGUUCGGAGUUUAGUCUGACCGGCAAUGUAGUAGUAAAUUCUUCCACUCUCGCAACAACCCCUGCGACAGCAAACGACGAUGACUGGAAUGAGUACGAUGAUGUAGUCCCAGCAGACAGUCCCUUUGUGCCAUACUAUCUGCGCAACUUUCUUUACGUUUUGCAGGCAGUACUGGGCGGCACAGCGCACGCACAUCUGUUCUCCUCCGAUGACCGACUGGUUUUCGAGCAUUUCACCGAAGCCAUGAGCUCGGAAGCGCAGAAGUUGUAUGUGCGAGUGUUCCAGCGCAAGAAUGGAUGGAUCCGGAUCGAUAAGCUGUCGUAUAAAGACAUCGACACACCCAUACCUACAGUGUGCGAAGAGCUUUGUUCCUUGCAGUUCUUUAGUCACUCGGAACAAGGCCUUGGAGAUCUCGAGCGAGCUCUGGACCUCUUGACUGUCCCGGAAUUAAAAGCGGUACUUAAGAAAAGGGACAUCCGUCAUCGCAAAGCAACCAGCGGACUGCCGGUGCGCGCACGAUGUGUGGAUGCGCUAUUGCAUCAUGCAAGGAGCACGCGUAGCCUAUUUCAUGUGGCCGAUCAGACAGGCACUGUGCUGCAAUGGGUCAAGGACGCGUGUUCGGGCGGGUGUGUGCGUCUGAAUGCUUCGCACAAAGAUGUGAUCGACAGAGUGUUUACGCUCUUCUUUGUGCACAACAACGGGCCGUUGGAGCCCAAUCCACUCACCGCUCUGUUGCUGACAGACAAAUCCAAUCUGAUGUAUCAUUACUCGGCCAAAGGCGUGAACAGUCCGCAAUCUAAGCUCGCCGACACGGAGGGUACAAAGCAAAUAGCAAACACAUCACACGAUCCACUCUACGGUAUCAAACUCACCCCGCCCACGCUACACCCCAGUGUUAGUGUAGCCGAUCCCGGCGUAGAGAAUACCAACGGGGGCGCGCCUGGGGGCAGUAUAGGGCUGGACACGAGUGGCGGUGGCUUACAAGGCACGGGUGGUAGUAACUUGCGGGGCAUGGAGGAGUGGCGGAUAUUCCCAAUGAGAGACGCGUUCAUUGAGUACCACAACGCUUUGAUUGCCGAGCGCGAUGUGAAUGACUUAGUCGAGCACCAGAAACACAAUGAAGCGCUCCGGAUUGUGCGAAGGACUGCGAAGAAUCUAGGGAUAUCUACGCCCGCAAACCGCACGGCUAGCACCCUCAGUGCGUCGUCUAGCGCACCCAACACGUCGCAAAAUGUGCUCAAGACGUCGCAAAAUGUGCUGAAAUCAUCGCAAAAUGCACCCAACCCGUCGCAGGAGACGUGGACUAGUGAAUAUGACGAUCUGGUGGCGCAGGGAGUCAGCUAUCGACGCAUAUACACAGCACAGUGGGUCUAUGCCAGGAUCCUGGCGGUGGGUGUGGAGGUGAUGGAGAUGAAGAAGCUCUACGAGGAGAGUGUUCUGCUGCUGAGCUGGUUGCUGGGCCACGAACGCUACGAUGGAGUCUUCUGUGCAAAUGAGAGAAAGAAGACGCGGCUAGGUGCUGGCAGCAGGGGUCGUUGGUGGAACAGAUUGACUCUGAAUCUGUUACAGCACAUCAAGGAACCGGCGGCGUCUCUGCGAGCGUGUCUGGCAGGACUGCAAGACCCGUUCCUGCGCACGGGCCAUCGGCACGCAGUUGAGAAGCGGUUGCUUAGACUGCUGAAGAGCAAAGUUCACCAGGACGACAUUUCUGACGCCAUUCUGGAGGGUAUUCGACCGCACCACAAGCGCAGCGCACCACGCGUAGACGUGUCCCCGCGGUCUCAGGUGCGGCGACAGGUACGCUCGCAGAUCUUCACGCAGCCACACACUCCGGUGCGUCUACAAGCCCAGCCGCGCGCACAGAGUGUCAUAUAUACACCAGGCGGGGGCGAAAUGCGCUCACUGUGUUUGACAAGUAAAGACGUGGAAGGCCAACAAUCCCGUCCGCAAAGCCAGCGAAGUGCGGCUUCGGAGCCACUUUGUCGAAGGAGUGUGAGGAAAGGAGACCAGACAGAGGGCAAGCGGCGGUCGCAGACUCAGGACAGCAGUGAUGACGAUAUCGUCCACACACGGUACACCCCUGGACGAACGCAUGCACGAAGUGGGGGGAGGGUGAGAGGGGAUGCGAGUGUGAAUAAGGACAGGCGGGGGCGUAGUGUGGGAGGAGGUGAAGAAAGUACAGUCAGGGCGGUGAAAUACAUUGAUAUAGACUGUGAUAGUGUUAAUCCGGAAACAUUCGAUACCAGUGCAACUAACGCGCGUCUGGAGACGAACAACGCUGAACGUGCAUCGGCAACUGUCUGCAUAGAUAUCGAUAGCGAUUUAUCUGACGGAGCAUUCGCAUACGCCCCCACGGGGUUGGGUGGCGCACCAAGUAGGGCAAGCGGGACGGGCAGAUUAAGUACGAAUAUACAGACAGCCAAACUAAGUACGAAUCUACACAUAGACGAUGACAUAAUAUUGCUAGGCAGCACAGUCGGUGUACCGGCCAAAGCCCGAGGGCCGAGACGGGCAACAAGGAAUCGUCUGAGUCUCGCGAAGAGCAGACAGCACAACAACAACUAUUGGAAACCAAAACACCACACCGCAUCGCACCAAAGACUGAACGAUUCAUCGGCGCUUAGCGGCAUUACAGAGGCAGGGUCAAGCCAAGACGUAGCCACAGCUCCCGUUACAGACCUCGCCACUACGAACGGUCUAUGUAAUACUCCGCCACGUAGGUUGCCCCUACUAGACGGGGACACGGGUCAGUUAUACCCGAAUGGGGCAGGAUACAAUCUGCUUAGCCGCAGUACUCUGCGAGAGUCCAGGGAUGUGGCGCACCUCAACUGUCUGUCGUGUGGUGGUGACGCAGAUAACGAAUGUAUAGACGGACUUCAGGUGAGCCCAAAACCCGAGGGCGAGGUGCAGUCCGAGACGCUAUCCCCACCACACACCGGCGCGACGGCGUACACGGUGACAGCACGCUCAGGCAGUGAAGACACUCUGGGUGUUAUGGUAGUUGCGGGCUCGCCAAACUGCGGCACAGUAACUAAGGAGGAAUUGGUAGCGGAGCCGUUGCCUGGCAACCGCGAGUCUGCCGACAGCGACACAUCCGGACAGAACGAUUCUAUGGAUUUACCCACGGCUACUGGCAUCAAGGAUGAGCCAGUUAUAACCACACACGACGAGUUUAAGGAUUCGCCCAAGCGUGCCUGUAAGAAGGAGGAGCCGAAUAACAACCCGCACACUAAGACCAAUGACGAACCGAUCAAACGCACCCACAACGAGGUCAAGAACGAGUCAGUCGCAAGCACGCAUGACAAGCACGACCAAAGGGAGGACGCCCUGAUGCUGAACACGCACGGCGAGUUGAAGGUCUGUCCCAUUGCUACAUACAACAAGGAGGAGCCGAUGGCAGGCAUGACACGCACAGCUCUAUCUCCGCCUGACGCAGUCACGGGCGUCGAUGCGAAGCUUGUGCGAGCUACCGCUGCCGAUAAGAACGCAAGCAGCACCACACCCCCACGCCCUGUCACAGACGAUACACCGCUAACUGUGAGUUGUGAGUCAUCGAGUUGCGAAGAUUCGUCAAUGGGCACAACCACCGUACCUACUUCGCCCCAGGCGACACGCGCGUCACACGGGAGUGGCGCCGUACUGAGUGAUCCUACGAUACCCGCGCCUAUCCACACCGAUGCGGUGGUGUGUACUCGCCAGACGUCGCCACCGACAGGUGCGGCAAGGGCCACGACUGUGGAGGUGAAGCGAAGUCCGUCUGGACUAGCCAUGGCACUACUACAACAACCGCCGUCUGUAUCACACAUGAACACGCCAUCCCACACGAAAGUGCUGGCGCAACACGAAAGCGCUGCCGCUGCGCAACUGCCGCCGUCGCAGAUACUGCUGCACACGCUACCUACACUGCCAGACGAGACGCUCACAGAUGGGGAGGCUGUGGCGCUGUACAAGGCUAUGCUGGUGACGUCGCUGAGACGAGAGCCUCUGUGCCCCCCGCCAGUUGUGUUUGUAGACGGUCGGAAGUACUCCGAGGAGAUCACUGGAAGGAAAUCGGUUUACAUCAACCACUCUGUAGAUGCGGAUGGCGGCGCCAGCUCUACGAGAUUCUACAGCGUAGAAGACUAUGCCUUAGAGGUCCUCACAGCGUCAGUGGAGCAGCAUAACGACAUCUUCAACCGCGCAUCGGAUACGCACAAUGGGAGUGCGAAACACAGCAGGUCGCCAUUCAAGCCUAAGCCUGGCACCUAUGUCCGCAAACGGUUCAGGCAUUCUCCCGAACGGCCGGUGAAUGAGACGUCUCCCGAUAGCCCCAAACAAAGCCGUGGCUGGAAGGGCGUGCAUGCCGAGGGGUCUGUCGUGUCGUCGCUGUUUGCGCUGCUGAUGUGGGACUGUAUCUUCUUGGACAUCCCUGGUGUAUUCGUCACUGAGUUCCAGAUCGCGCCGCUGGACAUGUUUAGCGACGACUUCUAUAUCACGCGCCGGGUGGAGAUCGAGGACCGGCUGAUCCAGAUUGCUUCCCGUACGCCCGGGCAGAUAUAUGAUAUGGUCCACAAGAGCUGGUACGAUCACUAUGGGGUGUUGGUGGUCGGCAUGCAGUGGGACAGAGAGCAUCUGACGGUCGAAACUCUCAGUGGCAUCGCAAUGUGUUUGGGAGGUCCCAUUCUUAGCAGUAUAUGCCGUAUCUUGGCUAUGGAUCUGCGGGGACGGCGGGGUGGCUUACCCGACCUGACAUUGUGGAAUGAAGACCUACUGGCGUGCAAGAUGGUGGAGGUGAAAUCACCUAACGACCGCAUGUCAGAGAAACAAGAGGUGUGGGCAGACAUGCUAAUGAGUGUGGGUGUGCAGUACUACUUGUGCUGCGUCACGAAUACAAAUUCUCGCACUUUGCCUGGCUCUGUUGCUAAGAAGAGAAAAAUUGACGAGACUGAAGAAGAGAAGCCCGUGAAGGCUGUGAAUAUUCAAAAGAUGUCGAAAAAGAGGCGGAAGAAAUAAACGCACACUAUAGGAACUGAAUAAAUAGAACAAGUAUCGAAG
Sphaeroforma arctica JP610 is the source of this 5429-nucleotide messenger RNA. RefSeq lists its product as hypothetical. NCBI's taxonomy places the organism in Eukaryota, Ichthyosporea, Ichthyophonida. The record is from RefSeq and is a predicted model, not a curated record. Gene Ontology annotation, biological process: interstrand cross-link repair. The transcript has 13 exons. Gene Ontology annotation, molecular function: 5'-3' exonuclease activity; 5'-flap endonuclease activity; flap-structured DNA binding. Gene Ontology annotation, cellular component: nucleus. Bases 39 to 5387 code for a protein of 1782 amino acids.